CUGAUUCGCAAGGUGAGGCGGCGGCGAGAGCUCGGCGCUCUGUUCCUCGUGCUCACCCUCGCGAUCAGCAUCAUUGGGAGCACGCUGAGCUUCUUUUUCUUCGAGCGUGUGAUACCGGACGCGCCCGGAAUCUGGGACAGCCUCUGGUACAGCGUGAUUUCGAUCACGACCAUCGGGUAUGGCGACUUUUCCUCCACAACCGUUGGCGCGCGAAUUGGAACGACGGUCUUCAUCGUGGUCAUCGGUUUGGCUGCGUUCACCACGUCAGUGGGGCUGCUGGUGGACUGGGUCGUGGAACUCCGAGACAGAGAGAGGUCUGGUAUGGGCAAAUCGGAUGCGAGAGACCACUUGAUAAUCAUCAACUUCCCCGGCGAGUCCCGGGUGCGGCAGGUCAUCAGCGAGUUCUUGACGGACCCACAACACGAAGACAGGGAUAUCGUGAUUGUGGCCGACGGGAUAGAGCGCCUGCCGUUCGUUAUGGCCAACGUGUCGUUCGUACGCGGCUCGCCGCUGGAGGAAGAGACGUACCGCCGUGCCGGAAUCGAGCGCGCCGAGCAGGCCAUCAUCCUCAGCACAGGCUACGACGACCCGCGCUCCGACAGCUUCGUCGCGUCGGUGGCCUUCGUCGUCGAGAACAUGAACCCUGACAUCAACAUCGUUGCCGAGUGCCUCGACACCAAACACGCCGCGCUGUUCAGCAAGUCCGAUCAGGUCUCUCUCGUGUACGCGCUCAGCCUGGUGACGAACCUGCUGGUACAGGAGGCCCAAGACCCCGGCGUGACCCUCGUUACGCAGGCGAUCACGAGCAAUGAGGUGGAAGGCACCCUUGCCACGACGACGGUGGAGGGUGACGUGGGCCCCAACUCCUCCUACGACUACAUCGCCGCCAAACUGCUCGGCAACGACGUAAAUCUCGUCGGCAUCGUCCGAGGGCGACAGCCUCGUAUACAUCGACUCCAGUCGAAGGACAUGGGCGCAGAUCCGGGAGAUGUUGGCGUGACUAUGGCCACGGCCCGCGAAGUUCGCGUGCCGGAUGGAGUGACUACGUGCGUUCGUCGGAUUCACGCGCUGUUCGAGGAGACUCUCGGAAACGAUGCGGUGGAAGACCUCGACUCGUUUCGUCUGACGGUCUCCCCGUCCACCAAUCCCUCGCUCGCGCCGAAGCUUGUAGAGGCGUAUGAAGGCGGACGGCUCAUCGGUGCGAUGCUCGGCGUAUACCUUCGCAGGGUGAACGGCGGCAUGAUCCUCUACGCAGGCGUCAGGGAGCCGUUUCGACGGCAGGGACUCUACACAGAAAUGCGAAGGUCUCUCCUGUCCGAGCUAGCCGCAGAGUCGCUGACCGGACUGGCGUUCGUGCUCAGCGAAGUCGAUGACGGUAGUUGGCUCCUUCGGAAGUACCUAGACGAGUGGGGGGCUUUCAUCGCGCCGCUGGACUACGUUCAGCCCGCCGUCCAGGGUCUGUCGAGACGGCGGCUGGAUCUCGUCGCCGUGCCACAGGCGGCAGGAAGGGCGGAGAUCAUCGAAAUCCUGCCCACCAUCGUCCGCGAGCUGUUCACGAGCGUCUAUCGCAUCACGGAACCCGAAGAUGACCCUGACUUCCGUCACGUAGUGGACUCAAUCGGGACGUCCUGA
Molecule: messenger RNA, 1632 nt
Organism: Geodia barretti
Lineage: Eukaryota; Metazoa; Porifera; Demospongiae; Tetractinellida; Geodiidae
Source: the annotation of a GenBank genome assembly